ACAAAAGGUUUACUUAAUUAAUUUCUUUCUACCCUUUAUUUAAUUAUCAUCAGCCACUCCUGAAACUAUCUUCUCCAGAUUCGUUGGUGUUCACAGAGAAACAAAAAUGGCUAAUGUUGAAAGAUCAUCUCUUGUUGAUUCAAGAAGUGGUUUCUGCAAAGAAAACUCUACAUUCUAUAGCAAACGCAACCCCAUUAGUCUCCCGGCGAGUCCAUCGCUCCACGUCACAACAUUCAUCUCUUGUCAGACCCACAGUGGCACCACCGCCUUCAUAGACGCUGCCACUGGCCAACGGUUAAGCUUCUCCGAUCUCUGGAGGGCCGUUGACCGUGUCGCGGAGUGUCUCCACCGCGAUGUGGGAUUACGUAGAGGCGACGUCAUCCUCAUCCUCUCCCCAAACUCAUUUUACAUCCCCAUCGUAUGCCUCGCCGUCAUGUCUCUCGGCGCCGUCGUCACCACCGCGAACACUCUCAGCACCGUCGGUGAGAUAUCGAAGCAAAUCGCCGAUAGCAACCCGACACUGGCCUUCACGACGGUUCAGCUGGCACACAAACUCCCCGCCGGCAUCUCCAUCGUCCUCACCGAGGAGGAGCACGUGGAGCCGAGUCGUGUAGUCAGAGUCGUUGGUGUUUUGUCUGAGAUGAUGAAGAAGGAACCAAGUGGGCAGCGAGUCAGAGACCGAGUCAACCAGGAGGAUACGGCGGUGAUGCUUUACUCCUCCGGUACCACAGGAGCGAGCAAAGGUGUUAUCUCCUCUCACCGGAACUUAACGUCCUACGUGGCGAAAAUGGUCGCGAAGGAAUCGCUGGAAGACAAGAUUCUGAUCUGCACCGUUCCAAUGUUCCACACAUUCGGAUUACUCAUGUUCGCUAUGGCCACCGUAGCUCUCGGUUCGACGGUGGUGAUCCUCCGGAGAUUCGAUCUCAGCGACAUGUUGGCCGCGGUGGAGAAGUACAGAGCCACGGCUCUUAUUCUGGCGCCGCCGGUUUUGGUGGUUAUGACCAACGAAGGAGAUAUAAUCAAGGCGAAGUAUGAUCUGAGCUCCCUGAAAAAGGUGACGUGUGGUGGAGCGCCGUUGAGCAAGGAGGUAACGGAGGGGUUCUUGAAGAUAUAUCCGACGGUGCAUGUACUUCAGGCGUAUGCGUUGACGGAAUCAAACGGUGGAGGAGCUUAUAUGGAUAUGGUGGACAGCCGGAGGUAUGGUACGGUGGGGACGUUGACGCCUGAUGUUGAGGCGAGGGUCGUGGAUCCGAAUACGGGUCGGUUUAUGGGAACUAACCAAACAGGCGAACUGUGGCUCAAGGGCCCGUCCAUUUCAAAAGGUUAUUUCAAAAACCAAGAAGCUACAAGUGAAACUUUCAAUCUAGAAGGAUGGCUAAAAACUGGAGAUCUUUGCUAUAUCGAUGACGAAGGGUUUCUUUAUGUCGUGGAUCGACUGAAAGAACUGAUCAAAUACAAAGGCUAUCAGGUGGCUCCCGCUGAACUAGAAGCUCUCCUGAUCACUCAUCCAGACAUUCUUGAUGCCGCCGUUAUUCCGUUUCCUGAUAAAGAAGCAGGACAAUAUCCAAUGGCCUACGUGACACGAACGCUUGGGAGCAAUCUCUCUGAGAAACAAGUUAUUGACUUCAUCUCUAAACAGGUGGCACCGUAUAAGAAAAUAAGAAAGGUCGCAUUUAUAAACUCCAUACCAAAGACAGCAUCCGGCAAAAUACUUCGCAAAGAUCUAAUCAAGCUGCCCAGUUCUAAGCUUUGAAAUGAUCUAUUUGCUAGAUUCUCACUAUUACUGAUUUUCUGUUUUAAAUAAGAGAGAGGGUUUGUAAUAAUGUUGAAUAAUUUAAAUAGGAGACUCAUAUAAAUGGUGAGGCAAUGUGGUAGAUUCUCUACCUUGUCAUGAUAUAUAUUUGAAACAUUCACAGAUAAAAAAAAUGAUACAA
This is a messenger RNA of Brassica napus (rape), 1934 nucleotides long. RefSeq names its product OPC-6:CoA ligase-like. Gene Ontology annotation, molecular function: CoA-ligase activity. The transcript is spliced from 5 exons. The record is from RefSeq and is a predicted model, not a curated record. Gene Ontology annotation, cellular component: peroxisome. NCBI's taxonomy places the organism in Eukaryota, Viridiplantae, Streptophyta, Magnoliopsida, Brassicales, Brassicaceae. The coding region runs from base 107 to 1753 and encodes 548 amino acids.